Messenger RNA from Labrus bergylta (ballan wrasse), 3979 nucleotides. Its product is annotated as TBC1 domain family member 10A. The record is from RefSeq and is a predicted model, not a curated record. NCBI's taxonomy places the organism in Eukaryota, Metazoa, Chordata, Actinopteri, Labriformes, Labridae.
CCCAGGACGACAGACUGCGGGUCGAGGCGAAAUCUCAGCACAGUCGGGAUGACAGGACAGCAAGCCAGGAUCGGUCAGCUAAAAACAUGAUAAAUUAACUAACAAGGCAACAUAGUUAGUACACGAGUAACUAUGAAAAACAGCUGAUAAUGUAGCGUUGGUUUGUUUGAGGUGGGGUCAGUAUAAAUUUAGUUUUUCCUACUGUCGGCACGGACGCCUCAGGCUAACUUUAUGUUAGCAACAUUAGCUUGCUGAUUUUAAAAUAGUUAACUCAGCCAGCGUAACCUGAUUUGACGUGGCCUGAGAGCUGCAGUGUAUCGUACGAUUACACUUUAGAAAGAGAGAUAAACCGUAGUGUUGGAAGUUUUAAUGAAGUGGAGAGACCAUGUCGUCGAUGGUGUUUGAUUGGACAACAUAUGAAGAGGAGCUCUUCUGACUUCUGUCAACAAGCUCGCUGACGUUAGCUGUCCUGGUUAGCGAGCUAGCUCUCCCGCUAACAUGGCCAACACGGAGAAUGGACGUCGGCAAUCUGCGGAUACCAGGAGUAUCCGGACAAUAAGUAGCUCUCACAUGGACGAUGAAAGCUCUCUGGGAUCCGACUCGGAGAUCAAUGGGUUCACCAGCGACAGACAAACAGAUAAAUAUGGAUUUAUUGGAGGGGCGCAGCAGUGCACGGAGGGGCAAACUCGGGAAGUUCCUCCAGAGGUGCUCAGACAGAGGGAGGUGAAGUGGCUGGAUAUGCUUGGCCAAUGGGACAAGUGGAUGAUCAAGAGAUUCAAUAAGGUGAGGCUGAGGUGCCAGAAGGGAAUUCCUCCUGCCCUCCGAGGCCGUGCGUGGCUUUACCUGUCAGGGGGUAAGAUGAAGAAAGAGCAGAACAACGGAAAGUUUCAGGAGCUUGACAGCCAGCCUGGAGACCCCAAAUGGUUGGAUGUGAUUGAGAAAGACCUCCAUCGACAGUUUCCCUUCCAUGAGAUGUUUGUGUCACGGGGGGGACACGGGCAGCAGGACCUGUUUCGUGUCCUUAAGGCCUACACUCUGUACAGACCGGAGGAGGGGUACUGUCAGGCUCAGGCUCCUAUCGCUGCUGUUUUGCUUAUGCACAUGCCUGCCGAGGAUGCCUUCUGGGGGCUGGUCCAAAUUUGUGAGAAGUAUCUUCCUGGCUACUACAGUCCCGGCCUGGAAGCAAUACAGUUGGAUGGAGAGAUCCUGUUUGCUCUGCUGCGACGUGUCUCCCCACUAGCCUACCGCCAUCUGGAGAAACACAAGAUCGACCCCAUCCUCUACAUGACUGAAUGGUUCAUGUGUGCCUUCUCCAGGACGCUGCCCUGGGCCUCUGUGCUGCGUGUCUGGGACAUGUUCCUCUGUGAUGGGGUGAAGAUAAUCUUGCGUGUGGGUUUGGUUCUGCUGAAGUGCAUGCUGGGUACCCGAGAGAAGCUGAAGGCCUGCCAGGGCCAGUAUGAAACCAUGGAGCUCCUCAGGGCCGUGGAGCCUCGGUACAUGCAGGAGGGCUUCCUUGUCCGAGAGAUCAUUGAAGUACCAGUGACGGCACGAGACGUGGAAAGAGAGCAUCACACCCAGCUGAAGCGCUGGAGGAAGAACCGCGGAGAGCUGAACUUCAAACCACCCCCAAGGAUGCACGGCGCUCGGCUCAUAAUGUUGGCCGAGCCGCCGAGGCGCCAGGACCUGCAGCAGAACCCCACCAUCGUGCUCGAGGUGCCGCAGCCCACCCCCAAGCUGAAGACGGGCAAAGAGGAUAGGAAAAGCAAGAAAAAGAGAAGCAUUAAGAAAGCGCCCCCUAUUGAUGAGAUCCCUAAUCCUUACUCUCUGCCCAAUGACCCUCCACCACCACCCUCGACUCCGCCAGCCCCUCCUCCCAUCAGAAGAGGGACCCUAGAGACUGUGCCAGAGACUGAAACAGAAGUAUUUCACCAGCAGCCUCCUACAGACCCUCCUCCUGCCAAAGAAUCUCCUCUUCAGCGCUCCACACAAAGCCUCAGCAGCACAGAGCAGGACACAUACCUGUAGCUCUGUAGCAGUUUGUAAAUGUUUGUGUGUGUGUGUGUGUGUGUGUGUGUGUGUGUGUGUGUGGGCAAAGCACCAGCACUCUUUAGCCAACUACCAGCCAGCCUUGCCAAGGUCUCUGAUUGGCCGGCAUAACCUUAAUUCAAGCGUUGGACUGUUUUGUAUUCAUGUAUUCAGUUUAGACACCAUUUUGCCUAUGAUAUUAUCGAUCUACACGAAGGCAUCAUUGCUAAGUGUUGAAAUAGGUUAAUGCUUUUCACUCUUUUGGUGCUUGAUGCUCUUAUUCAGAACUUAAGUCUUAUUUUGUGUUUGCACGGGAGACAUGUUACUGAGUCAUUGGGAGUCAUUUCUUCUGGGCAGUGUGUUUUCAGGUCUUAAAUGGGAGGUGCCACAGCUAAGGCUGUUUCUUGCUUACAUUCCCACUCAUUUUCAACACGAUUGAGAUCUUUUGAACUUAAACUGUGCAGCAGGUGGUGUAAACUCUAUGAUUUUCUGAGACCUACAUUUUUAGUCCACUAGAGGGCAGCCUUGCAAAGUUACAUUACAUGUAAGGAAAGCUGAUAACAGAUGGGAUGACAUUCUUUGAAGGAUUCCUUAAGUUUUGGGGUGUUAUUGGGAAACUUGUGCAUUUCAUUUUUGUAUUCUUGAUCAUCUUCCUGAGUUGAUGAAAUUGAGUCACACAGCAUUGUCUUUUCUACAAGCACUAUUUAUUUAAUAAUAGUUAAUACAUAAAUAUAUAUAUUUUUGUGCAUGUCCUGCUAGUGCACGUAUGGUCAUAUAUCUUCUUCAUCUAUUGAAUUGAUGUGGCUUAAUUCUGUAAACUCCAGAAAUUCAUUGUGCCAAGCACUUCCAGCCACUUUAGAGCAGCAUUAUCUCAUGAUGUAGGUUUGGCAGCAGAGAAGACAAAACUGGACAUUCUUCCCAUACGACACAUUCUUGCCUUGUUUGGAGCUUAUCAAUGGAAGAGCUGUCUCUUGCCAAAUGCUAAUCUGUGUCAUAUAUGUGAUAUUGCUUUUGUUCACUGUGACACCUUGGACCGUUAGAAAAUCACCUACUGGUGCUGAUCUUUGUGUUAGAAUCGCUCAAAUAUCCAGAUGGAGCCAAGAAGAUCCUUUAUAGCGCUGGGCUAUUUUUCUUCAAUCAUUUGCUAGAAUUUCCAAAGCAGAUCAAGACAGUGUUGUUUUGUGAUCACCCAUGACCGCUACCUGUGACCAGCCAAUUCAAUUAGUACAGCCGAGAGGGAUCAUGUGAUUUCAAGGCAUUUUGGGAUAUUUGUAGCAUUUCCUUUUUUAAAGCUGACUAAUUUCUUUGGGAGUUACGGAGACAUGCAGGGUUGGGACUCUUCCUUUCAAAACUUAUUGGACAAUCUCUUUUGUAACAGCUAAGUCUGUUUUCUAACUUUCAUCACAAUGACUAAAGGUAAAGGGAGUUCAACAAGCAUAAGUAUGCAGGUGUUUAAUGUGUCUGUGUAACUAAUAAUACAACAAUGUCCCUGGUCAAAAAAAAGCAUGUGUAAAAAAACAAGGAGGGUUAAAAAGAUAAUUCAUCUUUAAGCAAACACUAUUCUGUAUGCAAUAGUUUUUCAAACUUCUUUUAUUACACACCUCACAUUUCUUUCAUCCUAUUUUUUAAUUUAAUGCUCAUUGUGUAGAUAUGACGUGUAAAAUAACAAUUUGUUUUGUAAUGAAAUCUAUUUUUCAAGCGGUAAUGCUAUAUUUCAUUGAGAAGUUACAGAAGCUGAUCCCUAAAUCUUUCAUUUGUCAGACAGUAUAGGUCAGAGAUGUACAGUUCAUCUGAAAAUCGUGAGUUUUGGUUGAAAGUUUUCUUUCUAGAAAUACAGAUGGAUAUAAUUUUACCAUUCAGAUCCGGAUUAAUAGAAAAAUGUAUUUGACAAGCAUGGGGCAGUAUUCAUCAAUGUGAGUUUAAAUUCUGCAAAUAAAUUUGUGUGUAAAGCUGU